Molecule: messenger RNA, 972 nt
Organism: Recurvomyces mirabilis
Lineage: Eukaryota; Fungi; Ascomycota; Dothideomycetes; Mycosphaerellales; Teratosphaeriaceae
Gene: xyl1
Product: D-xylose reductase
Exons: 2
Coding region: 1-972 (323 amino acids)
Biological process (GO): D-xylose catabolic process
Cellular component (GO): cytosol
Molecular function (GO): D-xylose reductase (NADPH) activity
Source: RefSeq, a predicted model, not a curated record
AUGCCUUCUGCACCUUCCGUCAAGCUUAACAAUGGCAAGGAGAUGCCUCUUGUAGGCUUCGGCCUCUGGAAGGUUGACAACGCCACUUGCGCCGAUACCGUCUACAACGCCAUCAAGACUGGCUACAGGCUGUUCGAUGGCGCCUGCGAUUAUGGCAACGAGCAAGAGGUUGGCCAGGGUAUCAAGAAGGCCAUUGACGAAAAGCUUGUGAAGCGUGAGGAGCUGUUCAUCGUCUCUAAGCUUUGGAACUCUUUCCACGACCGCGAGCGUGUGAAGCCUAUCUGCAAGAAGCAACUGCAAGAUUACGGCAUCGACUACUUCGACCUCUACGUCAUCCACUUCCCAAUCGCGCUCAAGUACGUCGACCCCUCAGUCAAAUACCCACCAAGCUGGACCAGCGAGGCCGACAAGGUCGAGGUCAGCAAGACUCCCCUGUCUGAGACCUACGCCGCUAUGGAAGAGCUGUACAACGAGGGUCUGAUCAAGGCCAUCGGCAUCUCCAACUACAACGGUGCUCUCCUCCUCGACCUCCAGCGCUACGCAAAGACCAUGCCCCAGUGCCUCCAGAUCGAGCACCACCCAUACCUCGUCCAGAAGGACCUCCUUGCCAUUGCUGAGGAGCUCAAGCUUACCGUCACCGCUUACUCCUCUUUCGGCCCAGCAUCAUUCGUCGAGUUGGACAUGACUUCUGCCAAGGACACACCUCUUCUGUUCGACCAGCAAGAUGUUCAGGCUAUCGCCAAGAAGCACAACAAGAGCGCCGGCCAGGUUCUCCUCCGAUGGGCGACCCAGCGUGGCGUAGCUGUCAUUCCGAAGUCCAACAACCCGGACCGUCUUGCGCAGAACUUGGAUGUCUGCAGCUUCGAUCUGGAGAAGAGUGAGAUCGAGAAGAUUAGCAGUUUGGACAAGGGUUUGCGAUUCAACAACCCGCUCAACUACGGUCUUGCUCAGAUCACUGGUAUCUUUGCUUAG